Molecule: messenger RNA, 2437 nt
Organism: Conger conger (European conger)
Lineage: Eukaryota; Metazoa; Chordata; Actinopteri; Anguilliformes; Congridae
Gene: aldh7a1
Product: aldehyde dehydrogenase 7 family, member A1
Exons: 18
Coding region: 357-1979 (540 amino acids)
Molecular function (GO): aldehyde dehydrogenase (NAD+) activity
Source: RefSeq, a predicted model, not a curated record
AGCAUAUUGAUAAUCAAGGAUAUAGCUAGUUGUACAAUUAGUUAGCAGGUUGACAAUUGUGUAAUGACAACUCUUAUCACGACUGUUAUUUAAUGAACUAGCUAGUCGUCGCUGUCGGGAGUUCUGGCUGGUUUCGGCUCGGAAUGGGUUCAGUUAAAUGGCAAUACUUUUGAACGCAACGUACUACGUACGACCUUAACGCGUUCCAGAAGCAGCGCUCGUAUUUCCAAGUUGGAAAGUUUCGUGGAAAGGCAGGUCCGACUUUUAGCCAAUCAUUUGGGUUCCCUUCGGGAGGCCGGGCAGUAAUUGCGUGGCGUGCGCACCCUUGUCUUCCAAAUCCACGGCUCUCCUCCAACAUGCAACGUUUUAUACCCCUGACCAUUGCACGCCACUGGGCCAUAAGGAAGAAACUCCCCUCGCUGUGCCAUCGACAAGUUGCAGCCAUGUCUACACUCCUGAUCAACCAGUCCAAGUACUCCUGGCUGAAAGAAUUAGGGUUGCAGGAAGAGAAUGACGGUGUCUACAACGGGACUUGGGGAGGAAAGGGAGAGGUCAUCACUUCGCACUGCCCCGCCAACAACGAGCCCAUCGCCAGAGUUCGGCAGGCCACCCUGGCAGAGUAUGAAGAGACUGUACAGAAAGCCAAGGAGGCCUGGAAGGUUUGGGCUGAUAUCCCAGCCCCAAAGCGAGGGGAGAUAGUGAGGCAGAUUGGAGACGCACUGAGGAAGAAGAUCAAAGUCCUGGGGAGCUUGGUGUCUCUGGAGAUGGGGAAGAUCUACGUGGAGGGCGUGGGCGAGGUGCAGGAGUACGUGGACGUAUGCGACUACGCCGUGGGGCUGUCGCGUAUGAUCGGGGGCCCCAUCCUGCCCUCCGAGAGACCGGGCCACGCCCUGAUCGAGCAGUGGAACCCCGUGGGAUUGGUGGGGGUGAUCACGGCGUUUAACUUCCCCGUGGCGGUGUACGGCUGGAACAACGCACUCGCCCUUGUGUGUGGCAACGUCUGCCUGUGGAAAGGGGCCCCCACCACACCCCUCACCAGCGUGGCUGUGACAAAAAUUGUGGCAGAGGUUCUAGAACAGAACGACCUUCCGGGUGCAAUCUGCUCCAUGACCUGUGGGGGCGCUGAUAUCGGCUCAGCUCUGGCGAAGGACGAGAGGGUCGACCUGGUGUCCUUCACCGGCAGCACUAACGUGGGCAAGAUGGUGUCUCUGAUGGUGCAGGAGCGCUUUGGUCGGCAGUUGCUGGAACUGGGCGGGAACAACGCCAUUAUCGUCUUCGAGGAUGCGGAUCUGGACCUGGUGGUGCCGGGGACGGUCUUCGCUGCCGUGGGAACGGCCGGGCAACGCUGCACCACCACCCGGAGACUGAUGCUGCACGAGAGCGUCCACGAUGAGGUGGUGCAGAGGAUCGCCAAGGCGUACAAGCAGGUCCGCAUCGGGGACCCCUGGGACCCCAGCACUCUGUACGGACCCCUGCACACCCGGCAGGCGGUGGAGCAGUACAAGGCGGCGAUCGAGAGCGCCAAGCAGCAGGGCGGCACCGUGGUGUACGGGGGACAGGUCAUGGAUCGCCCCGGUAACUACGUGGAGCCCACCAUCGUGACGGGCCUGGCCCACGACGCCGCCAUCGUGCACACGGAGACCUUCGUGCCCAUCCUCUACGUCCUCAAGUUCAAGACGGAGGACGAGGCGUUCUCCUGGAACAACGAGGUGAAGCAGGGCCUGUCCAGCAGCAUCUUCACCAAGGACCUGGGCCGCGUGUUCCGCUGGCUGGGACCCAAGGGCUCGGACUGCGGCAUCGUGAACGUUAACAUUCCAACCAGCGGGGCGGAGAUCGGGGGGGCGUUCGGAGGGGAGAAGCACACUGGCGGGGGUCGUGAGUCUGGGAGUGACUCCUGGAAACAGUACAUGAGGAGAUCAACAUGCACCAUCAACUACAGCAAAGACCUGCCUCUAGCCCAGGGAAUCAAGUUUGAGUGAUGGAGGAUCUGCUGCAGGGGCUGCAUUUCUCCAGCAGGGGGCAGCAAACCAUUAAUUCCACAAAAGCAUUGCACGGGAAUUCAAAUACCACAACUGUCUUUACUCUGAACAAAUUUAGUCAGAGUAGCAGGUGACUGGAUCAUAAAAAUGUCCACUACUGGUGUGGAAAAUCUGAGUAACUAAUUUUUACAAUGAAUGUAGGUCAAGUCAGUGAUUUCUUUUUUCCUCCAGCAAGUAUCAUGGUUAAACCAAUUCCGACAAUGAAGUUCAUUGUUCUUACUGUGAUUAGGCAGUUAGGUCUGAACAUGGGGAAUAAUCUUCCACUUGUGUUUGUAUGGAAAAGUGGAGAACGCAGCAAAGGUCAAAUAACUAACCAGCCUAACGGUUAACAUCCUUUCUCUGGUAAGUCUCCCUUCUGUGUGCUCUGUAUAAAUAAAUUUUGCCUUAUUUUGGGAAAA